AUGCCUCGGGGUCAGAAGAGUAAGCUCCGUUCCCGUGAGAAACGCCGAGAGACCCAUGGUCAGCCGCAAGAUCUCACGGGUCCCCAGGUCACUGCAGAGAAGGAAGAAGAGUCUCGCUCUUCCUCAUCCUCUUCUGCUGUUUGUCGGGGUGCUCGUCGUAGGUCUUCUGAUUCCUCUGUUCCUCAGGAGUCUCAGGGAACUUCACCCACUGGCUCUCCUGAUGCAGGUGUUUCAUGCUCAAAAUCUGAUGUGGCUGCCAAGGGUCAAGAUGAGAAAAGUCUAGGCACCUCCCCUGAUGCCUCCGUUCCUCCAGAGACUCAGGGAGCUUCACCCACUGGCUCGCCUGAUGCAGAUGUUUCAGGCUCAAAAUCUGAUGUGGCUGCCAAGGGUCAAGAAGAGGAAAGUAUAAGCCCCUCCGUGAGAACUGCGUUUUUUACAACCACAGACCGAGAUCCUCUAAACAGGAAGGCGAGCAAGAUGGUGCAAUUCCUGCAGGAGAAGUUUGAGAAGAAAGAGUCCAUUUUGAAGGCAGACAUGCUGAGGCGUGUCCGCAGACAGUACAAGCCUUGCUUCCCUGAGAUCCUCAAGAGAACCUCCGAACGUUUGGCGGUGGUCUUUGGCGUUGAAUUGAAAGAAAUGGAUUCCAGCGGCGAGUCCUAUACCCUUGUGAGCAAGCUGGGCCUCCCCAGUGAAGGAAGUCUGAGUGGUGAUAAUGCGCUGCCGAAGUCGGGUCUCCUGAUGUCGCUCCUAAGUUUGAUCUUCAUGAAAGGCAACCGUGCCACUGAAGAGGAGGUCUGGGAGUUCCUGGGUGAGUUGAGGAUAUAUGAUGGGAUCCUGCACUCAAUCUAUGGGGAUGCCCGGAAGAUCAUUACUGAAGAUUUGGUGCAAGAUAAGUACGUGGUUUACCGGCGGGUGCACAACAGUGAUCCUCCACGCUAUGAGUUCCUGUGGGGUCCACGAGCCCAUGCUGAAACCACCAAGAUGAGAGUCCUGCGUGUUUUGGCUGAGAUCAAUAAAAGCAGUCCCGGUUUAUACCCACAUCUGUAUGAAGACGCUUUGAUAGAUGAGGUAGAGAGAGCAUUGAGACUGAGAGCUUAAGGCAGGGCUGGCACUAUUCCCUUGGCCAGGGCACCUUAUGGGGCCACAUCCUACAGAUCCUCCCAUUCUGAAGUAGAAAUUUUGCUUUAUGUUAGAAGAGAGUAGUGAGCUUUCUAAGUAGUGCAGUAUAGUAGAGGCUGGAGGGAACAAGAUAUGUCUCUUUCUUUUGUCUUGUUAUACAUGAGUAACUUGUAGAUUUAUGUUUUAUUUCUUUGUCAAUUUUCAAGAUUGUUCCUGUUAAGUGAAAGUUUAUUUUGCUUCAGAUUAUACAAUUAUCAAAAACGUAGCUCUCACAUUCAUGGUUGUUUAACCAAUUUGAAAGUUACAGUUUGGGUAUUAAUAAAACAAAAUCACACAACAUAUUUUCGUUGUAAUUCAGAACUAGAUAACAUGGUAAUAGAAAAUGGAUUUUGAUAUGAAUCUUAAAGAACUCCACAAUAAAAUAGUUGACAUCAUAAUAUGAUGAGAAAGAAAAGGAAAAACAGAAAUGUAAAAGUUGUUUAAUUCUUGGUUUGCCUAAUUCCUUUUCCUAUUUCUUUUAGUAUUAAUAAAGGAUACCUGGAUUUAUUUAGGUUAUUAAGACUGCCGUUUGUUUUGUUCUAGUGCACUUCAUAUUCUAUGUUAUCUACUGCAUCAAAAAGCCUUUCUGAUUGCAGGGUGGUAUUUUCUGGGUUUAAAAUAAUCACAUGAAAUGCAGUGAUCAAUAGAAGCCAGAAUGAGUUCACUAAAAACCUUCUUGAAAAAAGGCGGCUACAUUCAAAGAACUUGCAUAGGCUUAAAUUCUCCCAAAUAGUUUCAAGAUGUGGUGAUUUUGUUUCUUAAUACAUCUUUAGGAAAAUUAAAAAUUAAUAAUUUAUGUAAAAACA
Messenger RNA from Rhinopithecus roxellana (golden snub-nosed monkey), 1964 nucleotides. Its product is annotated as melanoma-associated antigen B6-like. Gene Ontology annotation, biological process: negative regulation of transcription by RNA polymerase II. Lineage: Eukaryota; Metazoa; Chordata; Mammalia; Primates; Cercopithecidae. The record is from RefSeq and is a predicted model, not a curated record. The coding region runs from base 1 to 1098 and encodes 365 amino acids. Gene Ontology annotation, cellular component: nucleus. The transcript has a single exon.